UAUCUAGACAGUUCUGCGAAACAUUCAUCACUCUGCAUACAGAGGAAGAAUUAGGAUUACCUUUCUCUAUCUCUCUCUCUCUAGAUCUGAAUUCGGAAUUUUGUAAUCCUAAUCCUAAAUAUUUAGAAAUUUAUAGUUAAAUUUACUUCUAUAAUCUAUAUACAUUUUGCAUCUUUUAUAAAGUUAUUCUGGAGUGAACAUUUUUUUUUCUAUUAGGAUUAAUAAUUGAUUAGUUUUGGAUUCAAUUAGGGUUUUUUGUCAGUGAGUAACAAUGGCGGCUGUUUCUGCCUUUGAGGUUGGUUCAAUAUUUAUUAAUCAAUAUUAUCGAAUUCUUCAAGAGUCGCCAGAGUAUGCUUAUCGGUUCUACAAUGAAUCAAGUACCUUGACUCGUGUUGAUGGGGAUGAUACUCAAACUGUUUCUAACCUGGAGGCUAUCCACUCGGCACUAAUUUCUCUAAAUGUUAGCGAACUUGAAGUGACAAAGUUAAAUUGCCAAGAUUCAAUGAGUGGUGGCAUUCUGCUCUUUGUACAAGGCAUCAUGAGGUCUAGAACCUUUAGUGGGAAGAGGAGGUUCACACAGGCCUUCUUUCUAGCUCCCCAGGAGAAUGGUUAUUUUGUCCUCAAUGAUAUUCUUCAUUUUAACGAGGAAGUCGUACUUGGCCAACAUCCAGUACCAGAAACACCAGAAGUAAAUGUUGAUUCAGUAAUUCCUGAAUCGAGUCCCCGCUUGGAGCAGCCAGUGUCUAGUUAUGAGCUGGAGGAAGCGAGUAGGGAGUAUGUGAAUUCUAUUCCCAUUGAAGAAGAUAAUCCUGUGGACAAAUAUAGCCUUCUUGAAGAAGAGCAACAUGAAGAGCCUCAUAUAGAAUUAGAAACCAUUGUUCAAGAAGCCCCUAUCGAAGAGCCUGCUGCUCUUGUUGAGAGUACUGUCAACCAUGUGCACUAUGUGGAAGAGUCCAUAAUUGUUCCACCUGAAGUGACUGUUGGGGAACCUCCUAAACUAUCAUAUGCAUCCAUUUUGCAGGCAUCAAAAGGGAAGCCUUCACAAACAGCUGUUUCUAAAUCUAGUUUAAGACAGAGCGUACCUCCUCCAGUGGAGCAAAAACAAACGUUGCAAGCAAGGGCUCCAGAACUAAACCCAUCAGCAUCAUCAUUUGUGCCUGAGACCACUAGUGCUGGUUCAGAUGAAGGUUUAGUCCAAGAAAGUGAGCUGAGGUCUGUCUAUGUGAAAAACUUGCCCUCAAAUGUUACUACUGCUGAUCUUGAGAAGGAGUUUAAAAAGUAUGGUAGAAUCAAACCUAAUGGAGUAUUCAUUAGGAAUAAAAGGGAAAUUGGUGUUUGCUUUGCUUUUAUUGAAUUUGAAGACAUGGCUGGAGUUCAAAAUGCAAUCAAGAGUUCUCCAAUAGAGUUGCUGGGUAGACAAGUUUACAUUGAAGAGAGGAAACCAAUCAGCACCAGCAAUACCCGUAUUGGAGCUGUAGCAAGAGGCAGAGGCCGAGGUAGUUACCCAAAUAGCACGCCAAGGGGACGUGGCGGCAUCAGAAACCCUGGUCGAGGUAUCCUUGACAGCAACAACCACAAUACGAUUAGAGGCAACGGCUAUUAGCAGCUUACUCACAACACCCGAAUACAGUGCAUGAAGAAACCAUUUUCUGAAACCGGGAAGGGGAAACGCGAUGUGUAAUGCUCCCAUCAAUUGUCUUUGCUUUAGGUGUUUUUAUACGUUUUGCUGUUCGUGUGAACGUUUAGGUUUCUACCCCUUGAUUUAGGGACAUCAAAUUUUUACAUCAGGGUUUUGAUCCCCAUAUCUUUUUCAUCUUUAUGGGGAUUUUUUUCUUCAAUUUUGUACUAAAGGUUUUGGUCCAUCUUGUAUUGAUUUUGUGGUAUCUAAAUUUUGGUUGAUCAGCUAAUGAGAUAAUUGUUAAGUUUGCUCUUGA
Messenger RNA from Amaranthus tricolor (Joseph's coat), 1934 nucleotides. Its product is annotated as nuclear transport factor 2-like. Gene Ontology annotation, cellular component: cytosol; ribonucleoprotein complex. NCBI's taxonomy places the organism in Eukaryota, Viridiplantae, Streptophyta, Magnoliopsida, Caryophyllales, Amaranthaceae. The record is from RefSeq and is a predicted model, not a curated record. Gene Ontology annotation, molecular function: mRNA binding. The transcript has 9 exons. The coding region runs from base 272 to 1603 and encodes 443 amino acids.